CCUUCCGCUUCCUCCUGCCUCCUGUCCCGCCGCUGCUGCUCCUUGCUCAGGGCACCUCUCCAGCUCUCCAUACCCCUGUGUCUGCAGAAGCGCUCCGGGCCCUGAGCUGUCAGCACCACCGCCCUCCAGGCCUCGGACACGAUGCAGGCCAUAAAGUGUGUGGUGGUGGGAGAUGGAGCCGUGGGCAAGACGUGCCUGCUUAUCAGCUACACCACCAACGCCUUCCCGGGAGAGUACAUCCCCACCGUGUUCGACAACUAUUCAGCCAACGUGAUGGUGGACAGCAAGCCCGUGAACCUGGGGCUGUGGGACACGGCAGGGCAGGAGGACUACGACCGCCUCCGGCCGCUCUCCUACCCGCAGACGGACGUCUUCCUCAUCUGCUUCUCCCUCGUCAGCCCAGCCUCCUAUGAGAAUGUCCGGGCCAAGUGGUUCCCGGAGGUGCGGCAUCACUGCCCCAGCACGCCCAUCAUCCUGGUGGGCACCAAGCUGGACUUGCGGGACGACAAGGACACCAUCGAGAAGCUGAAGGAGAAGAAGCUGGCGCCCAUUACUUACCCGCAGGGCCUGGCGCUGGCCAAGGAGAUCGACUCAGUGAAAUACCUGGAGUGCUCAGCCCUCACCCAGAGAGGCCUGAAAACCGUCUUUGACGAGGCGAUCCGGGCUGUCCUGUGCCCCCAGCCCACGCGGCCACAGAAGCGGCCCUGCAGCAUCCUCUAGGGGACACACCCAGCCCUCCCAGCCAGAUGGUUCUGACCCUCCAGGGCCCCCACCCAAAGCCCCAGGACAUCCCCGCUGGCCAUGCUGCCCCCUUCCUGUGGCGUUUCUUAGCAAGAUGGCUGCAGAGCUUGGCUCAUCAUCUUCUCUGUGCUGGAGUCCCCCCCGGGGAAGAGUGUGAAUUUGUAGGUGCUGCGUCCCCAUCCCCUCAUGCUCCUGCCUUCCCAGGGGCCAGAGGGGAGCCCCAGGACCGAUAAGCCACCCCUGUGUUGCUGUGGUCAGAUGCCCCACGUGGCACCAUCUACCUGUUUACUCCUCCCUCCCAAAGCCUGAAUCCCCUCUGGAAACUUCGGGCCAGAUGGUUGCCGGCCACCACUUAUAUACCUUCAGGGACGGGUCUCUUGCUCUCCCGUGAGGCAGUCUACUCCAAUACUGAUGGUCUUGCUUGUCUGAGGUUCUCCUACUGAAGCUAAAUUAAGUGUCUGAGAAGUUUGCUCUUCUGGUCUUAGUGCUCCUUUUGGGGACAAUACAAAACUUUCAGAUUUUCUAAAUCUCUGUGGGCACCUGCCCAGCCAAUCAAAAGGCUGGGUCCUGCUGACUCCUGCCACCUCUCAAGUCUUUCUGCUCCACUCACAGGAUCCUGAGCUGCAUUUACCUGUGACAGUCUUAAAACUUGCAGACCCUGCCAGUCAGGAUUUCUGUCAUUGCAACUAGGAACCCAAUUCAACCUGCUUAAGCAGAAAAUAAAUUUACUGAUUCAAGUUUGGAAA
Messenger RNA from Orcinus orca (killer whale), 1487 nucleotides. RefSeq names its product Rac family small GTPase 2 (gene RAC2). Gene Ontology annotation, molecular function: GTPase activity; GTP binding. The transcript is spliced from 7 exons. Gene Ontology annotation, biological process: small GTPase-mediated signal transduction. Lineage: Eukaryota; Metazoa; Chordata; Mammalia; Artiodactyla; Delphinidae. Bases 142 to 720 code for a protein of 192 amino acids. The record is from RefSeq and is a predicted model, not a curated record.